Messenger RNA from Oryza brachyantha (malo sina), 1437 nucleotides. RefSeq names its product flavone 3'-O-methyltransferase 1. NCBI's taxonomy places the organism in Eukaryota, Viridiplantae, Streptophyta, Magnoliopsida, Poales, Poaceae. Gene Ontology annotation, biological process: methylation. The record is from RefSeq and is a predicted model, not a curated record. The coding region runs from base 74 to 1159 and encodes 361 amino acids. The transcript is spliced from 2 exons. Gene Ontology annotation, molecular function: protein dimerization activity; S-adenosylmethionine-dependent methyltransferase activity; O-methyltransferase activity.
CCUCCUCCUCCUCCUUCUCCAACUCCGGCGAGCUUAGAGAGAGAGAGACAGAGUAGUUGAGAAGGAGGAGGACAUGGGCUCCACCGCCGCCGACAUGGCCGCGGCGACCGACGAGGAGGCGUGCAUGUACGCGCUGCAGCUGGCGUCGUCGUCGAUCCUGCCGAUGACGCUCAAGAACGCGAUCGAGCUGGGCCUGCUGGACACGCUGCAGGCGGCCGGGGGGAAGCUGCUGACGCCGGAGGAGGUGGCCGGCAAGCUGCCGUCCACGGCGAACCCGGCGGCGGCGGACAUGGUGGACCGCAUCCUCCGGCUGCUGUCGUCGUACAGCGUGGUGCGGUGCGAGAUGCAGGAGGGCGACGACGGCAAGCUCUCCCGCCGCUACGCCUCCACCCCGGUGUGCAAGUGGCUCACCCCCAACGAGGACGGCGUCUCCAUGGCCGCCCUCGCCCUCAUGAACCAGGACAAGAUCCUCAUGGAGAGCUGGUACUAUUUGAAGGACGCGGUGCUGGACGGCGGGAUCCCGUUCAACAAGGCGUACGGGAUGACGGCGUUCGAGUACCACGGCAAGGACGCGCGCUUCAACCGCGUCUUCAACGAGGGCAUGAAGAACCACUCCGUCAUCAUCACCAAGAAGCUCCUCGAGUUCUACACGGGGUUCGACGGCGUCUCCACGCUCGUCGACGUCGGCGGCGGCGUCGGCGCCACCGUGCACGCCAUCACCUCCCGCUACCCACACAUCCGCGGGAUCAACUACGACCUCCCGCACGUCAUCUCCGAGGCGCCGCCGUUCCCGGGCGUGGAGCACGUCGGCGGCGACAUGUUCGCCUCGGUCCCCGGCGGCGCCGACGCCAUCCUCAUGAAGUGGAUCCUCCACGACUGGAGCGACGAGCACUGCGCCAGGCUGCUCAAGAACUGCUACGACGCGCUGCCGCCGCACGGCAAGGUGAUCGUCGUCGAGUGCGUGCUGCCGGAGAACCCCGACGCCACGCCCAGGGCGCAGGGGGUGUUCCACGUCGACAUGAUCAUGCUCGCCCACAACCCCGGCGGCAAGGAGAGGUACGAGAGGGAGUUCCGGGACCUCGCCGUCGCCGCCGGCUUCACCGGCUUCAAGGCCACCUACAUCUACGCCAACUCUUGGACCAUCGAGUUCACCAAGUAACUGAAACUGCAUCCUCGCCAUGGAAUGAAUGCCCAUCGAGCUCGAGCUCAAGUCGUCUUCUUGUCGUCGUCGUCUUCUUCCUCCGUUCCUCCUUCCUCGAGCGUGUGAUGUGAGAUGUUCAUGUCUGUUCUUGCUUCGACGUACGUGCUUAUGUAACUUUUGGUGUUUAAUUGCUCUGCUGGAUUAUUCUGCAUGAGUUCUAAUGGAUGGAAUAUGUACUCUCUCAUGUCUGCUCUUCGAAUAUAUAUAUAUAUACACACACUACUAUAUUUACUAUC